CAAAGAAGCACAACUCAGAGGCACCGGGGGCAGGAAACAGGAAAUGUAAAUGCUCUGCCGAAGCCUGCAGAGAGCCGCGCAGGCUGAGACAGCAUGCGGGCGCCCGGCUGGGUGCCUCUGCUCAGCGCCCUGCUCCUGGUCUGGCAGGGCUCAACCCAAGGCGGCUCUGAAAAUGACGAGGAUGGCUCAGGAUACAGAACAGCAGCAUUCUCCACUGCUACAGUGCCACCUCCUCCCUCUGCACCUCCUCUGUCUCUUACCUCUGCGAGCAGCCCCCAGCCAGUGCUGGUUACUGCAGGGCCCACCGAAGGCAGCCUGGAAAUAGACAGUACACCCAGCCCUGAACUGAGCGACACAAGCAGUAACGGGAGUCUGGAGACGGAAGAGCCAUCUGUCCUAGCGUAUGCUGUGCCUGCAGUGGUGCUGGCCCUGCUGGUCUUACUGGUCAUCAUUUUUAUAAUAGUCCAUAACAGGAAAAAGUCUAAGCAAGAUGAGCUGGGGAGUGAAAAUGUGAAAAGCCCUAUUUUCGAAGAGGACACACCCUCUGUUAUGGAGAUAGAAAUGGAAGAGCUCGAUAAGUGGAUGAACAGCAUGAACAAAAAUGCUGAUUGUGAAUGUUUACCUACUGUAAGAGAAGAAGAAAAAGAAUCAGUGGCCAAUCCGAGUGAUGGUGAAUCAUGAAGCUGCAGCAGCAGAGAACUCCUCAAAAGGAACAGCACACAAGCUUACAGAGCCCAGAUUGUGGAUGAACUGGAUUUAAACAAUUCAUCACAAAAGACUCGGAAGUAAAUGCUUUUGUUGUGUCCUUCUACUUACAAUCUUAAGAUAAAUACAAUCAAUUGGAAAAAUAAAGAAAGAGUGCUGCAGCAAGACUAAGGAGCUCACUUAGUUCCCAACACAGCAAGAUUCAGCACUGGUCAAGAAAAGCUUCCUUUCCCUGCCAAAGUUUCGAAAAGCUGUCCUUGCUUCCAUGCAGCUCUCCAGUUCUGCAUAGUGCAGCCAGUAAAAACACAUACUUCCAAGUUUAGCAGGCUGUUUUAUUUCUGGUUUUGUAUACGUACAUGAACAAUACCCACGAUUCUGGACUGCACUGGUUGAAGUGGGUUUGAUUCAGGCUGCUGACCUUAUACCCAUGUUAUGUUCAUCUUUCAAUUUGCUUUUUGGUAAUGGUAUAUGGAUUUGCACAAGAAUUCUGCUAGUGCAGUACAAGAGCAGGACUGACAAACAGCAGUUGGAAAGCUCUCCCAAAGGAUCCACCAAGAAGCAGCUUGAAGCCCAGCAAGUUUUGGUCUUCAAAUUAAGGACACUGUAAAUGUGAAAAAAAUUGAGGUUGCCUGACAGUUAACUACAAAUGAGCAAGAUGCUAAGUUUCAUCACCCAAACCUUCACCCCAUGCUGUGCAGCUCAUCAACAUCAGCCUGCUACAGACACUCAGCUUGAAAACGCUUCUUUUCAUCAAAACAGACUGGAAAAUUGAACAAUUCAUUACUACACCAAACAUACUUGGUAGAUGAGCUUAUUUGUAACCAAGGUCCAAGGUUUUCAGGUGCAAUAAGGUUUCAGCUUUGGAUUUUUGAAUAUUGAACUUGGAACACCUGAAUGACAUUGGCUUCUUAACAUACCUGCUCUCUUUCCUUCAGUGACAUUGGAAAGUCAGGCUGCUGAGAUGCCUCGGGUUUGGAAGAUAAAUAUGGUAUCACACCCAUCAAUUUUAGACAGCAUGUCUCUCAUGGAUGUGAUUUAAAUACACAAUAUACAUCUGACUGGA
This is a messenger RNA of Phasianus colchicus (ring-necked pheasant), 1768 nucleotides long. It is a transcript of the gene TMEM154, whose product is annotated as transmembrane protein 154. Lineage: Eukaryota; Metazoa; Chordata; Aves; Galliformes; Phasianidae. The record is from RefSeq and is a predicted model, not a curated record.